This is a messenger RNA of Acanthopagrus latus (yellowfin seabream), 3435 nucleotides long. RefSeq names its product epsin 3a (gene epn3a). Lineage: Eukaryota; Metazoa; Chordata; Actinopteri; Spariformes; Sparidae. The record is from RefSeq and is a predicted model, not a curated record. Gene Ontology annotation, cellular component: endosome; plasma membrane; clathrin vesicle coat. Gene Ontology annotation, molecular function: clathrin binding; phospholipid binding. Gene Ontology annotation, biological process: endocytosis. The transcript is spliced from 11 exons. Bases 764 to 2635 code for a protein of 623 amino acids.
UUCAGUGUAUGUAACAGUAACUAACAUCGAUCCACGUCUCAAACUAUGGAUUGGUGGGUCCUUGAAUUGGGAGGAACCGGGCCUGGAAAGGUCUUGAAUGUUUAAACAAAAAUGUUCCUGGAUAAAAAAGGUGAAAUAUUUUCAUCCAUUAUGAAGCUGUAGAUACGGCAGAUGUACACCAGCCCUCUGAGAGCUCUCAUCUCAAGCCUCUCUUCUAAUAUUUUGGAUUUGCUUACUCAUGACAGCGCUCGACUGUUAAGUGAAGGGAUUGAACGUUCGUGUUUAUGCGCCUCGGUUGUUAGUCACAGAGGUAACAGGCCGAUCUGGGAGUGUAAAGUUAUGAGUUACUGAUACGACACACAGUCCAACGUCCAGGUCGAGGUGAUAGACCAGAUACUGAACUGUAACGUAAAACUGUAAAACAGCGAGCUUUCAGUGAUUCAGCCGGACUGCGGCGUGUGUGUCUGUGCCGGAGUUCGGCUGUUUUGUGGGUCUUCCGAUGCUUUGAAGGCCUGCUGCUGCUGCUGCUGCUGCUGCUGCUGCUGCUGUGGUGAUGUAAUCAGGUCAGAAAAACAGGAGAGGUGGAGCCCCUCCCUGCUGUCUGACAACUCAGAGAGCAGGAACACACUUGUGGACGUCACUGAAGUUGCCAUCUGAACUGACCUCUAACGAUCCACCUUGCCUGAGGCGACGCAGUGGGCUGGCCCGCUGUUAGACUUUACCCCAUUUUUUUUUUUGCAUCCUGUGAAACGCGACUGCCAUCAUGCAAACGUCAUCGCUCCGCCGGCAGAUGAAAAACAUGGUCAACAACUACACGGAGGCCGAGAUCAAGGUCCGAGAGGCCACCUCCAACGACCCCUGGGGUCCUCCAAGCUCGCUCAUGUCCGAGAUCGCGGACCUGACCUUCAACGUGGUGGCCUUCACCGAGGUCAUGGGGAUGAUCUGGAAGCGGCUCAACGACCACGGUAAAAACUGGCGACAUGUUUAUAAAGCUCUGACCCUGAUGGACUACCUGAUCAAAACGGGCUCUGAGCGCGUGGCCCAGGAGUGCCGGGAGAGCAUUUACAGCGUCCAGACGCUGAGAGACUUCCAGUACAUAGACCGAGACGGCCGCGACCAGGGCGUGAACGUCCGGGAGAAGGCCAAGCACCUGGUGUCCCUGCUGAGGGACGAGGAGAAGCUGAAGAAGGAGAGGAGCCAGGCUCUGAAGACCAAGACGCGCAUGGCGGGGGUCACCAGUGGCUUAGGCUCUGGAUCCAUGCCUCCUCCAUACCCGGGUCGUCGCAGCAGCCAGCCAAGCCGAGGCAACGUGGACGAGCACGGUGUGUGCAGAGGCUCACCAUCGUCCUUUUACUCCUCCUCUUCCUCUCCUCGAGUCGCUCCAGACCUGGAGCAAGCUCGACCCACAACCAGUGGAGAAGAGGAGCUGCAGCUGCAGCUGGCCUUGGCUAUGAGCCGAGAGGAAAGUGAAAAGCCACCUCCUACAGUGGACAUUGAUGAACAGACCCAGCUCCAGAUCGCUAUGACCCUCAGCAAGGAGGACGCCAUGAAGCCAUCCCAGCCUGCACCUCCACCACUGGAACUGGAUGAAGAAAGCCAGCUGCAGUUAGCCUUGAGCCUCAGCAAAGAGGAGCACCAACAGGAGCAGCUCAGCCGCCAAGGAGACGAGUCGAUGCUCCUGAAAGCUCUGGAGGAGAGCAAACGUGAGAUGGAGACUAAAGGCGGGACCGCCUUCAUGGACUUGGUAGAUGUUUUCGCGGUGCCCUCAGAUCAGCCUCCUAGUGACCCACGAUGGAGAAACGCCCCACACCAAGCAGCUGCCCGCCUGGGGGGCACAGACCCCUGGGACUCCCUGGAAGGCGGCACUGCUCCGAGAGCGGAUCCAGCCUGGAUGGCACCUCCGACUUCGAACAGCCCCCCUCCACCAUGGGAGCCCCCAUCGGACCCCUGGGAUGGUCCGCAGAACAACAUCUCAAGCCUCAACGCUGCAGGCCGAGAAUGGGCCUUCCCUGCCAACACAGCCUCCUCGGGAGUUGAUCCGUUCUCAGCACCGUCAGAGAGAACAGCACCCAGGGCACCUUCUCCUCGAGCUGGAAGCCCCUCAGAUGGCGAUCUGUUCGACGAGGCCAUGGAUGGAGGUCAGGUGAAUGUAAAUGGGCGAGCGGAGGGCAGCCCUGAGAUGUUCGACCUGUCACGUCUCGGAGAAAACCUGGCUGCCCCCAGCCCUCGUAAAUGCCGGACACCUGAGACCUUCCUGGACCCCACAGCAGCUUCACUGGUAAACCUGGACGCCUUGAUCCCAGUGAAUCCUCAAGCCAAGACCACCAACCCCUUUCUAUCAGGCCUGACUGCUCCUUCAGCCACCAAUCCAUUCCAAACCGAGACGCCCAAACUGACUCUGAACCAACUGGGCGCCACCUCAUCGGCCUCCCACGCCACAUCUCUUCCAUACAGCGCCUCCCUGCCCCUGCCCAUGAGCCACCAGCCUGCCAGCCUCCCUUCAUCGCUCACUCACCCCACCCAGCCCGGGCUGGACCUGCCAGGGAACCUCCCCGAGCCCUUGUUGCCCUUCUCCACCUCAGUCAGUGCUGAUGGAUCACAGGCUGCACAGAGCAGUCAGAACCCUUUCUUAUGAGGACCAACAGAAACUGGAGAAAAUAUCUUAGCAAAAAAAAAAAAAAAAAGGAGAAUGCCUUUAGGUUAUGCUCUUGAAAUAUAACUCUCACCGCAGACCGGACUGCAGCCCGGAGGACCUGUAUGAAACCCUAUUCUUAGUUGUUUUUAUAUUGUGGUAUAAUACAGUAACCCUUAGAUUGAUGCAAGCUGGUUCUGCUCUUCACUUUCGACUAUCUCUCCUGCUCCUCUCUGCCAUGAAUGCAGUAACACCUUUAUAUCAGCAACUAUUACUGUCAUGCUAAACUUCUCCAAGGCCACAGCUUAUCGCAGCUUGACUUCACAUCAUACCAACGUACACGAAAGCACAGUUUGAUAAUAUUUUUGUCAUUUUCUCUUCGCCAUAAUUACCAGGCAGAACGUAUUACAGCUUUUCAAGUAGUCAAUGAGUCUCCUGCUCACUCAGCUCUUUAUGUCUGACUGGCUCAGAAGGCCACUGCUGCUGUCAUAAACUCUGGCUCCAGAAAAUAUGGAUUUCUUUUAAGACUUGGAGGCCUGUCCAGUUCUGGAAAAAGUUGCUGCAUCACCAUGGUUGUGGGGUUUCUGUUGGACGGGACCUGAUGACAAACAUCGCUGUACUCAUGAUUUUACUGUAGUGGAAUUAAUUCCUGGGGUUAACUGAAUGAAAUCACAGUAGGACUGUACAAUACAUGCUCCUGGAUUUACUAUAUGCAAGGCAACAUUAGAACAUGUAUGACUCAUGAGUUUUAUUCAUUGCUUGUGAACCACUGACUCUCAUCAAAUAUAAGGGUAUGAUAAUUA